GGCUGGGCUGGGGCUGUGGCCGCAGCGCCCUGGCAGCCGGCACACAGGAGCAGUGACCCCUGGGUGGCAUUGAGCGAUGUCCAAGGGCUCGCGUUCCCCCAGCAUCAGACCCUGCAGCCCCGAAUAUAUUUAGAAAAGAGCCCAGACCAAAAAUAGAGGAAAAAAGUUUCCCCAGUGGCUGCUUCAUCUGCCAGUCACAAGGAAAGCCAAUGGGGCAUGCAGCUGCCUCCUGCCCCGAUAACCCUGUGCCCACUGUCGGGUGGAUGGACGGACAGAGCCGGGCAGACCUGUCUGCACCCCGCUGAGGAGCUGGGGACCAGCUGGGAAGGGGGCUCGCAGCGUCCUGCACCACCCCGCCGGGGGGAGCCGACGGCGCGGGAGCACCAGGCUCUGCCCCACGCACCUGCCAACGCUGAGGGAUCUCCGUGCCAGAUCACCACCGCAGCGUCCCCCACGGUGCUCCCACUGUGGCAGGGCUGUGUUCUGCCGGAGGUCUUUGCUGCCCUCCCCACGACAGGUUAGGCGGUCCCUUGGGACGCAGGGUGGGGACAGCCCAGGGACAGCCCUGGGUCGGCUCUCUGCAUGUCCAGGGGAUGCAGUGGCAGUCUGGCGGGUUCUGGGGUGGCCGUGUCUCGAGGGUGGCUGUCUUGCAGGGCACCACGGCCUGUGCCAUGGGGGACUGGAGCCUGCUGGGGCGGCUGCUGGAGAGCGCCCAGGAGCACUCCACAGUGGUGGGGAAGGUCUGGCUCACCGUCCUCUUCGUCUUCCGCAUCCUGGUGCUGGGGGCAGCUGCCGAGCGGGUCUGGGGCGAUGAGCUGUCUGGCUUCUCCUGCGACACGCAGCAGCCCGGCUGCCAGAAUGCCUGCUACGACAGCACCUUCCCCAUCUCCCACCUCCGCUUCUGGGUCCUGCAGAUCAUCUUCGUCUCUACCCCCAGCCUCGUGUACCUGGGCCACAUCCUGCACCUGGUGCAUCUGGAGGAGAAGGCGCAGCAGCAAGCGGCGGCGCAGGCUGGCAGCGGGGCCAGGCGGCAGCGCCCUGGGCAGCCCCGGCUCCCUGCAGGGGAUGGGCGGGGACGGGUCUGCAUGCGGGGGGCCAUCCUGAGGACGUACGUCUGCAACGUCGUCUUCAAGGCUCUCUUGGAAGUGAGCUUCAUUGUGGGCCAGUAUGCCUUGUAUGGGUUCCAGCUGAAGCCCCUCUACACCUGUAGCCGCUGGCCCUGCCCCAACACUGUCAACUGCUACAUCUCCCGGCCCACCGAGAAGACCAUCUUCAUCCUCUUUAUGCUGGGGGUGGCCUGCGUGUCCCUGCUGCUCAACCUGGUGGAGAUCUACCACCUGGGUCUCACCAAGUGCCGGCAGGGGCCAAGCCCCAAGUCCCGCAUCCUGCCCGGUCCUGGUGGCCCUGCAGGUCCCUGCAGCGCGCACAUCACCCUGCCCGGCAGUGGCGGCCCUGCGGCUGCUGGCAGAGUGCCCCACGGCCUGGCACCCCUGGGGAAGGCGGGUGCAUGGCUGGGAGCGGCCAGUGGGUCCCACGGGAAGGCACGAGCAGCAGACCUGGCAGUGUGAACAGGGCCUGCUGGGACGCUCAGGGACUGGUGAUGGAUGCACGGGCAGCCACACUUGUGGUUCUGUCUCCUGGGCCCUUCCAGGCUCGUGGCAUGGAUCACACGGCCAGUGCCAGGGAUGGGCACAGCCCCAGGGACAUGUCUCAGCCAUUCCCUGCGCCCCUGGGAGCGGCGGGGCUGGGGUCUGUCAGCUCUGUGGGAGCAAAUAAACACCCG
This is a messenger RNA of Chroicocephalus ridibundus (black-headed gull), 1783 nucleotides long. Its product is annotated as gap junction alpha-3 protein-like. The record is from RefSeq and is a predicted model, not a curated record. Lineage: Eukaryota; Metazoa; Chordata; Aves; Charadriiformes; Laridae. The transcript has a single exon. Gene Ontology annotation, molecular function: gap junction channel activity. Gene Ontology annotation, cellular component: connexin complex. Bases 594 to 1568 code for a protein of 324 amino acids. Gene Ontology annotation, biological process: cell-cell signaling.